AUGCUUGUCCUUUGGCUUGUAAUCCUCAAUGUACUUUCCAUUGACUGUGAGUCUUUAAAGGUUAAUACCUUUUACGAUGUAGAAGCAGCGUUUUCAUGCAUUGAUAGUGUUAUUAUAGACGCAGACAAAGCAACUCGAAUGCUUGCGGAUAUAACUGCGAUAUUUGAAACAUACGUCUACAAAGAUAUUCUUCAUGCUCCACCAGAGAUUGAAGGUCACCCAAAUUACUAUCAAAAAGUUGACAUUGAUGCCAUGUUAAAAAAAAUCGAUACAUCGGAGCAACCCGUUUACACGUUCUAUCAAAAUAUCCAAAACGUCUUUGCUGCGACGCACGACUUACACUUGUCAUUCAGACUUACCUCUGACAAAAAUAACACAUAUUACUUCGACAACUUUUAUGCAACACUUCCAUUCUAUUUUGACAUCAUCAAUGAAGGAAAGUCUGUUGUGUUGUUCCCAAGCACACAAAUCAAACCGUACGGUGGUGUAAUUCCAGACGAAAUCAUUGCCAAUGAAAACGUGCCAAUCACUUCUAUUAACGAUUUGGACCCACUCGCUUACAUCAGAAACUUUGCAGAGAGUUACACAUUCCUUAAGUCCAGUUUUGGAAGAUUCACAUACGCAAUGGAGACUUUACAAUUCAAAAAAUUGUCAUCAACUCCGUUGGACAUCGACUACUUGAAAACCCCAAUCAAAAUCGUCUUUUCUAAUGGAAAUACCGCCAAUGUCAAUUACCAAAUGCUGUACGCCCCUGUGUCUUCCCUUUCUAAAGCCGCACAAAAUAUCGUGAGAGAAAAAGAACAAGGCAAAACUGUGGAACCAAUUAUGGUCUCGGACAUCUUUGGCAAAUUGAAGCGCGACGACAAGGCAUUUGACUUCGAGUCUGCUGAUGGAAACUUGGCGUGUAAGACAUACACAGAACAGGACAAAACGACUAUCAACGUGAUUGUAUUGAAAACGUUCUACCCACAAAGCCAAGUCGACAAUUUCUAUGCCACUUUUAAUAGUUGUAUUGCACAGAUAGACAAUAACAAUGGACCCAUUGCGAUGAUUCUUCCGAUGAAUGGUGGAGGGUAUGGGGAUCUUGAGUCGAACAUUGAGAACCUUCUUGCCCCUUUUGAAGACACCAACUUGAUUGGCUCCGUCAGAAUAUCACCAGGCGCCGAGUUUUGUGUGAAGCAUGAGUAUGGUGCUGGAAUGUACGAUCCAGAGACGUGCAAAAUUCGGUAUGACAUUGAUUCAAAUGAUACGAUUGGGGAUUGGUACACCGAACCAGUGGUAAAUUGGUAUCAAGGAUAUUCACAUAUCCGGUCUCAAGUCUCUUUGCUUGUUCCUGAAAAUAUGUUGGCCGCUCGUUUUGUUAAAAACCCAAGAAAUCCGGAUCAAGUCAUGUUAUUCAGUGAUGGGUACUGUUACUCCGCAUGUGCGUUGUUGACGAAAGGAAUGUUUGAGAGAGGGAGCGCUAUUAAUGUUGGAUAUGAAGGUGACCCCGAAGGCGAUGUCAGUGCAUUUGAUUGUGGACAAUCGCCAACUGCGGUCAUUGGCAUGGACGAGAUGGGUUUACAAGAAGGAGAUGAAUUGGCGACAUAUGGCGGUUUUAUGAGAACAAGCUUCUAUGAAUAUUUCAAGUUUAAUUUGCACUACAACGAAGAGGUGAUUCCGCGCGAAUUCACGUUGUCUCCGGUCGACGAGAGAAUUCAUAUUUAUAAAUACUCUGAAGACAAAUUGCCAGAGUUUGUUGAUGCUGCUCGGACAAUUUAUGAGAAGUAUCAGACUCAGUGUAAUCCAAACAAUAAGUUACUCACAAAGUAUUCAAAAGACUGUGACUCUGUUAUAACUAUAGAACAUGCACAUGGUGGCUAUAUCUGUGGAGAUGAUGGGAAAUGGUCUCAGACGUGCAGAGCUGCGUACUGUGACGUGGGGUACAAGUUUGAUAUGUUCAACUCUGUUUGUGUGAAAGACGCGUGUGACAAAGAGCAGUCGAGUUCCGUUUCUUCCGAAGAUUCUGGACUGGAGGACUGGGCUAUUGCGUUGAUCUUCCUUUCAUGUGUCGUUGUGAUUGCCAUUAUUCUUGCCCUUAUUGUUAUUGUCGCCAUUUAUCUCACCAAAAAGAAGGAGAAAGUGCCUUAUGAGCCUGUUGAAUAA
Entamoeba invadens IP1 is the source of this 2145-nucleotide messenger RNA. RefSeq lists its product as hypothetical. The record is from RefSeq and is a predicted model, not a curated record. Lineage: Eukaryota; Evosea; Mastigamoebida; Endamoebidae. Bases 1 to 2145 code for a protein of 714 amino acids. The transcript has a single exon.